CCAUUCUUAAUAUGACCUCCACUUUGCAGAGCCACAAAAGUUGCUUCAAUGGAGACCUGGAUUGAUUAACUUGGGUCAUUUAAAAUGUUAUUUUUUUCGGACUUUUUAGCGUUUUAAAGACUUUAGAUUCUUGAGUUUUCAUUCAGAUCAUACUUGCUUGGCUUAUUAUUUUUGGAUUAUCAUAUUAUCCUCUAACCAGACUAAGCUGGCCUGGGUCUGCAUCUGCAAGUGUUUCUCUGUUGUCUUUGGUUAAGGUUAGGGUCCUUAAUGCUACCAUGAGUUCUGAAUCCAACACAGGAAUUGACCUGUUGCAGGUCAGAAUUGAGACUUUAAGCAGCAAAAUGGACACACUGAUAAGUAUCCAGGAAAAAGUGCUCAGCCGACUUGAUGGCAUGUCUCAGGACAUUGAUGGAAUUGAGAGGGAUGUAGAAAACUUGAAAGUGGAAAAGGAGGAGAUCCAUUUUACUCCAGUUAUUUGUACAGCAGCAGGCCAUGAAAUGAAAGAUAUGUGCCAAGAAAUGAGCAGCAUCAUGUUGGCAGUAAAUCAACACUCAGAACAGCAAACUAAGAAACUGGAGGGAAUGGAAAGACUUGUGAUGAGUAUUCAGGAAAUGGUCAGCUUCAUUGGAGAAACGGUGAAAACCUCCAAAAUCAUGGAUAUUUUGUUUAAAGGGGCAGCGGCUCGGAAGAACAAAAUGGUUGCAGAGCCCAGGUCCAAGGCAAGUAAAAGCACACUGAUUACCAAAAGGCAAGCCACAGAUGAACCUGUUGUGGGUAAGCUAAAAGAUCACAAAAGCAAAGAGGGGAGAAUUCAUCUGAGUCUCAAAGGCCUCAAAGCACAGAAAAAGAAACCAUCUGAUUGUAAAUUCACUUUGAGGAAACAGGUUCUAUUGUUUGAGGAAGUUCAAAAGCUUAAUCAAGAAAAUACAGAACAUUCUGAAGCAUGCUACUUCCUGGCAACAGGUUUCCAGAAAUCAGAGGAUAGGUUGCUUGUCCUAAAGCAGGAUCACAUUGUGGAUGAAGCCCAAACCCCUUCAUCUGAGCAAGAGAAGUGCUGUGAAGAAAAGCAGGAAGCAAAGCCAAAGAAAGAGGGAAAUAAAGAGACGGAGCAAAAGUUGGUGGAGGUCCAAAAUGAAACACAGCAGAUAGUUGAAGAAGAGGGUACUGAGAUGCCAUCAGCAACCACAGAUACAGUACUUAAAGAUCAGGAAAUGAAGGAUACAGAAGACCAGAGGCCCGUUGAGGAUCCCUUAGAAUCUGACAUUACUGACACACAAACCCUUUACCCACCUGAGAGCUCAUUGCAAAGCAGUGAGUCUGAGCAGGUGGAUGAGGUGACCUCUAGCAGCAAACGACGUGUAACUGAGGAUCUGGGGUUAGAGGAACACAAAAAGAGUAGGGUUGAGAAGGGGCAAGACGAGGUUGAGCAAGUGCCAGAGGAAACCAAAGAUUUGCAUGGUGUUUUUAAAGCUGAAGGUGUGGAGAUUGAGUUGGAUUUUAGCAAAAUUAAGAAUGGGGAAUACCUGGAUGAAAAUGAAGAAAAAGACAAGCUGUUCUUCGUUGAUUGUACUCCACCUUCGCCAGCACCCUUCAACCACCGCAUUGUUUCUGCCAAACCCAACCAGAUUAACAACUUCUACACCAUCAACAGACAGGAAGUUCUUGGAGGUGGUCGAUUCGGCCAGGUACAUAAAUGCAUUGAAAAUUCUUCUGGACUCACUUUGGCAGCAAAGAUAAUCAAAGCUAGAAGUCUAAAAGAAAAGGAGGUGGUGAAAAAUGAAAUUCAGGUUAUGAACCAGCUCAACCAUGCUAACUUGAUUCAGCUCUAUGCCGCCUAUGAGUCCAGGAAUGACAUUAUCCUUGUACUUGAAUAUGUUAGUGGAGGAGAACUCUUUGACCGGAUCAUUGACGAGAACUACAAAUUAACAGAGCUUGACACAGUCAUGUUCAUCAGACAGAUCUGUGAAGGCUUAUGUCACAUGCACAAAAUGUACAUUCUCCACCUGGACCUAAAGCCAGAGAACAUUCUGUGUGUCAGCAGAUUAACAAAUAAAAUCAAGAUCAUAGACUUUGGACUUGCAAGGAAGUACCAGCCCAAAGAGAAGCUACGAGUACAUUUUGGGACACGAGAGUUUCUGGCCCCAGAGGUGGUUAACUAUGAUUUUGUGUCGUUCAACACGGACAUGUGGAGUCUGGGUGUUAUCACAUACAUGUUGCUCAGUGGGCUCUCUCCUUUCCUUGGGGAUGAUGACAACGAAACUCUUAAUAACAUCUUGGGCUGCCAGUGGAAUUUUGAGGAGGAUGAGUUCACAGACAUCUCGGAAGAAGCCAAGGACUUUAUUUCCAAACUGCUUAUUGUUGAUAAAAGUUGGAGGAUCGGAGCAGGGGAAGCGUUGAAGCACCCCUGGCUGUCUGAUCCAGCUGUCCACUUUCGCCUUCAUGAGAAGAAAAAUAUGUGCCGUUCACGCAGAAACUCUUGUGUGCCUCCACCAGAGAGUUAAUGGACCAAGCUUGCUGUGCAACCAAGAUAAACAACCAAGAUUAUGUUGUAUACAGACAAACAUGUAGUUGCAUAUUUGCAUAGCCAUUUACCAUUUGUCACUCAUUUGUUACAGUUGCUGGCAUUUUUUUAAAAUUACAACUGUAGUUUUCCUAGUCUUUUUCCUGUAAAUCCAGUUGCAUCUGUAGUUAAAAUCACAUUAAACAUAAAAAGUAUUAUUAUUUUGCAAUUUACAUUUAGAAUUAUAAUUUAUAUUAUAACUAAAUAUAUUGGAUACCAUCUUGUGAUUUUCAAACAUUUGUAUGCCUUAAUAUAUAUAUAUUACAUUUUAAAGCUUAAACUGGUCUAAUCAAAACAGUAUAUGUAUCACAUACAGUACACAACCUCUUUCUUCUCUAGAUCUGUUUCUUUGUUCUGUUCUGUGUAGCUCCAUCUCUGUAACAUUACGUUUCUAAAGAAAGAAACAGCAAAAAUCUUGAUUUUAGUGCUAAAAUAUAUUACUUUUAUCAUUUCAUUUAUUGUAAUGAGUAUGUAACCCUGGCAUUAUAUGCACUUUAAUACAUUAUUUAGUUAACUUUCUUAGUAGUUUUAAAUAGUAUGUCUAGUUUUAGAAAGAAGUCUGAUUUGUUUUAUUUGUCUACAUGUAUUUUUAUGUAUACCUGAAAGAAUAGUAAAAAAUGUCUUACCUUAUUGUUAUCCCCAUUUACAUAAACUAAUAAAAAUUAGUUUACUUUA
Messenger RNA from Paramisgurnus dabryanus, 3235 nucleotides. It is a transcript of the gene mylk4a, whose product is annotated as myosin light chain kinase family, member 4a. NCBI's taxonomy places the organism in Eukaryota, Metazoa, Chordata, Actinopteri, Cypriniformes, Cobitidae. Gene Ontology annotation, biological process: protein phosphorylation. Gene Ontology annotation, molecular function: protein kinase activity; ATP binding. The record is from RefSeq and is a predicted model, not a curated record.